Molecule: messenger RNA, 2085 nt
Organism: Alnus glutinosa
Lineage: Eukaryota; Viridiplantae; Streptophyta; Magnoliopsida; Fagales; Betulaceae
Exons: 6
Coding region: 1-2085 (694 amino acids)
Cellular component (GO): plasma membrane
Molecular function (GO): protein phosphatase regulator activity; protein phosphatase 1 binding
Source: RefSeq, a predicted model, not a curated record
AUGGAUCGCUCCAAUUCAUCUGAAUCUCAGGUAUUUGUUAAUGCUACUAAGCCCGAGCAAACAGAAACCAUCACUUGCAUGGAUUGUGAUUCCUUCAAUGCUGCAGCAGAAGGCAAAAUCGAGGUCUUCAAUGAUAUCACCUAUCAUCAGUCUCUUGGCCUCCUACUAACCCCAAAUAAAAACUCAGUCCUCCAUAUUUACAUUACAUCCCUAAAUUUCAAAUUCAAAUCAACAACCCCCAUUGCAAAAUCGGAAUCAACAACUAACUUUGUGGAAGAAAUUCUUAAAAAGUGUCACUCAUUGUUACGGCAAGCCAAUGCCAAAGGUGAAACUCCAUUGCACAUUGCGGCAAGGUACGGGCAUGAUGACAUAGUGGAAGUUCUAAUCAAAUAUUGCGCCCAAACUCUCCAUCAAGACCUUGAAGGUGGGAUUGAACUAGUAAAGGAAAUGUUCAGAAUGACUAACAAAGAAAAAGACACGGCUUUGCACGAGGCUGUACGUUAUAAUCACCUUAAGAUUGUAAAAUUGUUGAUCGAAAAAGACCCAAAUUUUUCAUAUUCUACUAACGAUGCUGGUGAGACUCCACUUUAUAUAGUUGCCGAGAGAGGGUUUGAAGAUGUGGUGUUCGAAAUUUUAGACAAAUGCAAAUCACCAAUGCAUGGGGGGCCCCUUGGUAGGACGACUUUGCAUGCUACCGUAAUAAGGAAGGAUCAAGGUAUAACCAGAGGAAUCCUGGAUAAAAUUGAAGGUAUAAGUAAAAUAGUUGACAAUAACGGUUGGACUCCGCUUCAUUUCGCUGCAUACUUGUUACAUCGUGAUGACGUAGCAAGAAUGUUGUUAGAUAAAGAUAGAAAUGCAGCAUACAUGAAAGACACAAAGGGUAGGACAGCUCUUCAUAUUGCAGCUCAUCAAGGUAAUAGUGGUAUAGUGUCUCUCAUUGUAUCAAGGUGUCCAGAUUGUUGUGAAUUGGUUGAUGACAGAGGUUGGAAUGUACUCCAUUUUGCUAUCAAAGGAGCUCCCUACUUUCGUUUAGAGGGGAUCAUUGAAAUUUUCUUAGAAAAUUCGUGUCUCAGCAACCUUUUGAAUGAGAAGAAUGCCGAUGGGGAUACACCUCUUCAUUAUUAUUACAAUUCUUUGGGAUCAGCAAAGAAUUUCGUUGGUCACCCUCGAGUCGACAAGAUGGCUUUCAACAAAAAAAACCUCAGCACAUGGAACAUCGCUUUUGCUAAUAUUGGAAAAUUCCUAGAAGUAAAGGAAUCUGAGAUUUGGAAGAACUUUCCAUAUCCACGACCUCGACGAGUAAUAGGUUACGAAGAUGGUCAUACCACAAAACUAGAUGAGUGGAAGAAGGAGAAGGAGAAGAGGGACGAAGAGAGGAGAUCAAUAUUGAAGAAAGCAUCCGAAGCCCAUUUGGUAGUGGGUGCACUCAUUACAACUGUGACCUUUGCAGCAUAUAUUACCAUGCCUGGGGGAUUUGUGGAUGGUGGAGAAGACUCAUCACACCCAGACUCUGCACUUCUCAAAAAAAAUGCUGCUUUCACAGCAUUCAUUGUUAUAGAUACCAUAUCCAUGGUAUUGUCAAAUUCUGUUGUUUUUAUCCACCUAUUGAUGCCAUUUCUUUUUAGCAAGAAUUAUGAUGAAGAAUUCCGCACGUUUUUCAAUGAAGAGCGUCGUGAUAGUCUUCUCUAUAUGGCCUUCAGGGUCAUUUUGUGGGCCAUGAUAGCAAUGGUUCUGGCAUUUGUGACGGGCACAUAUGUUGUGUUAGAGCCUUCCUUGGGUCUUGCCAUUGCCAAUUGUAUCAUUGGCUUAACCUUCUUCGCUAUCCUCUUUUUUCCCGACACUGAGCCGUGGGAUGCUGGUUUUCUUCCCUCUCGGUGGCUCUCUGUGAAACCAAGAGGUGAAGCUGUCCGUACACUGGAGCGUGGUGUGCACGCGGCAGCAAGUGCUCUUCCCUCGCCAACGCGUGUUGACUCUUCUCCUCCUCCAGUUUGCUGUCGGUGGAUCCCAGGAGAUUUGGUGGUUCAUCUGAUGGUGAGGGGUUCUCUGGUGAGGCCUGCUAUAGUAGAUCUUAGAUCUAAAUUGUAA